AUGGGACGUCAUGCUUUAAGCAUAUUUAGCUUUGCAUCUGUCCUGGCUGCCACCUGUAACUUCUCUGAAGAUAACAAGCUUGGUGAAGGGGGCUUUGGACCUGAUUAUAAGUGGGUACAUGUCUCCAACAUCAUGGAGGGAACUUCUUCAAUAAAAUCAGAUGUCUACAGCUUUGGAGUGUUAAUGCUUGAAAUCAUUAGUGGCAGGAAAAACAACAGAUUAUACAAAGAGGAUUGUGUGCUCAAUUUAGUAGGAUAUGCAUGGGAGUUGUGGAAUGAAGGUGGAGGGCUUGAAUUAAUGGAUCCAAAUCUAGGAGAUUCAUGUAUUAAAGAUCUAUUCUUAAGAUGCAUGCUUGUUGCUCUCCUUUGCGUGGAAGAGAAUGCAGCCGAUAGCCAACUAUGUCAGAUGUCAUAUCUAUGA
Molecule: messenger RNA, 420 nt
Organism: Prunus mume (Japanese apricot)
Lineage: Eukaryota; Viridiplantae; Streptophyta; Magnoliopsida; Rosales; Rosaceae
Source: RefSeq, a predicted model, not a curated record